CGCUCUCGGCUGAAGCGCAGUCAUAUGCGUAUCGUUCAAGCCAGCGAUUCCCGAGAGAGAGAGAGAGAGAUGUACUCCACCGGGGGCCUAGUUUCCAACCUGAGGACGCGUCACGGCGCCUUCUUGGCGACUUUAUCGGUCGUCGCGCUCUCGUCGGUCGCCGUGUCCCUCGUGAUCUACCAAGUUGAACCGGAGCCAUACAUGGACGAGAUCUGGCACGUCCCCAUGGCGUUCAAUUACUGCGCCGGAAAUUACAGCCACUGGGACGAAGGAGUCACCACGCUUCCGGGAGUCUACGCUCUGUCCAUGAUGUUGCUUUUCGUGCUUGGCUUCUUCAGUUCAGCGAACCUCUGCACCGUUUACGCCCUCCGCUGCACCAACAUGAUCUUGGGGCUGGGCAACUGGGUCGCGGCGUACGCGAUCGCCGCCGUGUUGGCUCGACCCGGCGACCCCAUGCGUCUCAAGCCACUUCUGGUCAGCGCCGCGGUCAACUCGCUCCCCAUUCUCCAGUCACUGACCCACGUUUACUACACCGACCCAGGAGGCGUGUUUUUCCUCCUGUUGAUGUACCUGUCGUACCUCCACCGGAGGCACUGGCUGGCGGUGACCUUCGGAGCCGUGGCCGUAUUCUUCCGGCAGUCUUCUGUGGUGUGGGUGGCCAUGACGGCUGGGUUCGCGGUCCUGAACACGUUCGAGGCAAGCUUUCAGGCCUCUUACGAGAACGUGGUUCUAGAAAUGCUUCCACAAGGCGACAAGAACGGCGUCCCGCGACUACACAUACCGGGAAGGUGUGAGAACGGUGUCCACGAACAGUUUUCGAGAGACUGCGAGAACAGCGUCCAAGGACGAUGUCCUGGUGGAGAUUGCAAGAACUGUGAAGUUUGCAGGAAUAUAUUUCAGGGAAAUAUUCCACGAGACUGCAGGAAAGGCCUUCAUGAAUGCCGAGAAGAACACUACGAGAACGGCGUUCAGGGACAGCGCCAAGGAAGCAACAAGGAUGGCGUCCGCCGUACGACAGCGUCGCGCCAAGAACUGCAACCCAAGCACCGUCUCCACGUCGUCUGGACGAUCGUGGUCGACGACCUGCGCGGGGCACUUAUGGACUGCCUCGGCUACUGUCUCGUUGGCAUCUGCUUCGCCGCAUUCAUCGUCUUCAACGACGGCGUCGUUGUGGGGGACCAGCGAGCACACCGUGUCUGCUUCCACCCCCCUCAGAUGGGGUACUACUUGGUCUUCACGCUUUUCCACGCAGCCCCUCACUUACUCAGACCUUCGGUCAUCGCCGACUUCCGGAAGAGCCUUGCGCGAAGACCGCUCUUGUACGCGGUAAUAACGCUAAUCUCGGUUCUCGCCGUCCAGAACUGCACACACCUGCAUCCUUACACCCUGCUGGACAACCGUCACCUGACGUUCCACGUUUGGACUCAGGUCAUGGGCAGGGGCCCGCUAGUCCGCUGCUGCCUGGUGCCAGCCUACGUGUACGCAGGCUACGCCGUCCUUCGCAGGCUGGAGCACACCCAGCUGCUCUGGCGCGCGCUGUAUCUCGCGUGCGUGUUCGCCGCCACCUCGUUUCACGAGAUGCUCGAGUUUCGCUACUUCAUCGUGCCCUACGUCUUCUUCCGUCUUCACGUGCGGGGCGAAACUUGCCGAGAGCUCUUCGCCGAGCUGGUGCUGAACAGUGUCACGUACUGCGCGAUGCUGUACAUGUUCCUCUCCCGCGCCGUCGUGUGGAACAUUGACGGCACGGCUCAAAGUUUCUUUUGGUAG
This is a messenger RNA of Dermacentor silvarum, 1767 nucleotides long. RefSeq names its product putative Dol-P-Glc:Glc(2)Man(9)GlcNAc(2)-PP-Dol alpha-1,2-glucosyltransferase. Lineage: Eukaryota; Metazoa; Arthropoda; Arachnida; Ixodida; Ixodidae. Gene Ontology annotation, molecular function: dolichyl pyrophosphate Glc2Man9GlcNAc2 alpha-1,2-glucosyltransferase activity. Gene Ontology annotation, biological process: dolichol-linked oligosaccharide biosynthetic process; protein N-linked glycosylation. Gene Ontology annotation, cellular component: endoplasmic reticulum. The record is from RefSeq and is a predicted model, not a curated record.